Messenger RNA from Lizanozyma spartinae, 1917 nucleotides. It is a transcript of the gene SNX4, whose product is annotated as Snx4p. Bases 1 to 1917 code for a protein of 638 amino acids. The record is from RefSeq and is a predicted model, not a curated record. Lineage: Eukaryota; Fungi; Ascomycota; Pichiomycetes; Serinales; Debaryomycetaceae. The transcript has a single exon. Gene Ontology annotation, cellular component: phagophore assembly site. Gene Ontology annotation, biological process: cytoplasm to vacuole targeting by the Cvt pathway; autophagy. Gene Ontology annotation, molecular function: phosphatidylinositol binding.
AUGACUCUGGAAGAUCAGUUUACAUCUGUCCAGUGGGACAGGAACGAGGUGAAAGGCUCCGCUUCACAACAACAGGAGACAAUUACGGAAGAAGAACCUGAAACUCAACGGGAUAAACCCGCACCUACGUAUCUUGAAUCAGAGAUAGUCGAACCCGAUAAAGAAAAGGAGACGGAACAACAGGACCCGGGGGCAGAUGAUGAUGUUGGAACAUCCACUUCUGCUAACGUGGAAACAACAAUUGUUCCAGGUGAUAAUAUUGGUGGUGUUUUGGGUUCGAGUCCUAAUUCCACUUCUCCUAGUGGUGAAGAUGAAGUGUCUUCUUUAGAACAACAAUUUACACCAAAACCUUCUAGCAGUAAUGCUCUUGAAUCUGCAAGUACUUCUAUGAACAAGGAUCAAGAAAUACUUCGACAACAGCAGCAACAACAACAGGAAGAAGAAAUCCGCAGUUUUGAGAAGUAUAAUAUUUCAGCUACGGUAACUACCCCUACUAGAGAGCUUGACACUGCUUCUAAACCGUAUAUAUCGUAUUUGAUAACCACGUCCACUAAUCAUCCACAACUUAAGAAGCUUUGUGGCAAAACUGAUCUCGCUGAAGAAAAGUCAAUUACCAUAGAAACGAGAAGACGAUAUGGAGAUUUCCGUUUCUUACACAAUUGCUUGGUUAAUGAUUAUCCUGGUUUCAUGACCCCUCCGUUACCAUCGAAACUGAAUUUCAAAUACUUGACUGGUGAUACCUUUAGCACUGACUUUGUACAUAAGAGAUUACACUCUUUGGACAGGUUUGUGAAAUUCAUUCUUAAUCACAAGACUCUUUCACAAUCAUCAGUUUUCCAUUUAUUCUUAAGUGACACUCAAGACUGGAAUAGCUUCUCGAAAAACCUCAAAUUAAGCAAGAAUUUUGAUACAGAUGACAGCAUUGUUAAUAAAGUUGUAAAUGAAGACUUGUUGACCGAAACUUUAAUGAACUUUUUAACAUCAAGCAAACAUAAAAGGGAAACAAAUAAAGACAUACUUGAAAUCAAUGAUAAGUUGAAAAAGUUAUACGAGAAUUUAGUUAAAUUGGACAAGUUAUUCUCAAAAUUAAAUAAACGCAACAGCGACUUGAGUGUUGAUUAUCAUCAGUUUCUGGUGCAACUCCAAAAGUUAUCGUCAAUUGAAGGUGGUAACACUACAGGUAAUGGAACAACAAAGGUUGAUUAUAGCUAUAGCGAAGAUACAAAAGCAGAUUCUGUACCUAAUACUGAAAAUCAUGAAUUGGAAACGAAUUUGAAAGUGUUUUCUGAUUCGCUUGAGUAUUUCCUGAAGAAUUGGGAUCUGCUUCAUCGGUACGUUGAUGAGUCUUUUUUAAACGUCUUGAAAGACUGUGCAAAAUAUAUUAUAAGCUUAACCAAUUUAAUUGAGUUGCAUCAUAACAAACGAAUUGAUUUGCAAGUGUUACAAGAUUAUUUAUUGAAAGCAAGAAAUGAUUUGGUUUCUCUUGGUGGGAAUAUGGAAAGAUCAACCACAUCGAGACCUCAAACUUCAUCAACUAUGGCACCACCGACCCCAGCUUUUCACACUGUUCAAAGUGGUGGAAUAGUAAGUCAAACAACUCAGUUAAUCAAGGAUACGAUUUCAACCUCAGCAUCUUCUAGUAUAGGUUCGUCCAAUGCAGACAAUAAGAUAAUUCGUUUACGGAAGAAGAUAGAAAACUUGGAGAAUGAAAUAGCCAUUCAAACCCAGUUAGUUAAUGAUCUUACAGACAAAAUAGUUAACGAUGAGUACCCCAAUUGGGAUAAGUUUAAUAAGAAGGAAUUAAAAGAUGCUAUGGUUUCAUUGUGUGAUGAAGAAAUCAACUUUUAUAAGGGUUUGAUUGAUAAUUGGUCAGAGGUUGAAUCAAAGUUAACCACCAGAUUGGAAGAGCUUGGUUGA